Ylistrum balloti is the source of this 399-nucleotide messenger RNA. RefSeq lists its product as uncharacterized. NCBI's taxonomy places the organism in Eukaryota, Metazoa, Mollusca, Bivalvia, Pectinida, Pectinidae. The record is from RefSeq and is a predicted model, not a curated record. Bases 1 to 399 code for a protein of 132 amino acids. The transcript has 4 exons.
AUGUUGGGAUUUGCUGCACUCGCCACUUUGUUCACAUUCGCUGUAGCCCAGCAUCAUCACCAUGGCAUCAUCCAACACGGUAAUACUUAUGAUCAUCCGGAGCAGGGUGAUGUCAGAUUCUUUUACGAUUCUGGCACGAACUACCUCAUUUCAUCUACUCAUUCGACCUGUUACUUUAUGGCCUUAGACGCCUCUCAGCAGAGCGAUGUACACUCCUCCGUCGGUAUGGAGAAACUGGAGAUUCAAAUGAUGACAAUGAUUUCCGGUGGCGAAGACGAAUUGACCAACGACCAGAUUGACCAACACUCGCACCUGUUUGAUAUGGCUUGUCAUAACCACAAACUAUUCUUGGUUGGAUCUCCGAAGAGUACGACUCCUGCAAUGUCCCCAGAAAACUAG